CAUCAACAUAUAUAAAGCUGACACCGGGUAUUCAGUAGGCGGUGGUUUGUCGACAUGGUAUUCCAUCCUAUAUUGUCGAUGUUUUGAUUCGGUGACUAUCUUCCUGGGACUAUCGUAAGUUGACGUGGCAGUAUUUUGAGCAGUGAAGGCUGCCUUGGCCUCUCAUCUUCAAGGGAGGUUAGCGUCCUCCAUGUAUAGGUAGAGCAAGGCACUCCCGCAGGGAAAUGGCUGACCCAUUCAUGUUCUUUCCGCUUAGGGCUCUUGGUUACGGCUACGCUAUUGGCGUGGGCCUGCGCUACCGCUUUUGUGACGAGCUGCAGAACUCAUGCAAGACGUUCGGGCUGACAUUUGUCAUGUGUCAUGUGGCGCACAGCAUCUGGGAGAACACUGAUCUCCCCAAGUCCCAAGUUGCCAUCAUCGCCACGGACGCUCUCAUCUUUGACGCACUGUCCUCCCUGCUCAUACCCACCCUCAUCACUUACUACGUCAGUCACACUUGCCGAAGCAUCCUAAAGAACUCGGACAACGUCCCUAAACCUAUGUACAAGUGGGGGCCCCUGCUAUCCGGCCUGCUAGCCCUGUGCCUGUCUGUGCGCCCCGUGAAUGCGCUGGUCAACGUGCUGAUGGACUCGACCAUCAGGAAUUGCUACGUCAUCCCCGUCACGAAUUGAGUCGGCGUCAUCACCAUCGCGUAUUGAAUCGGCGUCACCCCAUAACUUAUUAAGUUGGCGUCAUCACCAUCACCUAUUGAGUCGGCGUCACAACAUCACCUCCAUCAGCGUUUGCAUAACAUCAUCCACUGAUAUUAUGAAUAAAUAUUCAUCGACAAUAAAUUUUCCAUAAUAAUU
Physella acuta is the source of this 848-nucleotide messenger RNA. Its product is annotated as mitochondrial fission process protein 1. The record is from RefSeq and is a predicted model, not a curated record. Lineage: Eukaryota; Metazoa; Mollusca; Gastropoda; Physidae.